Molecule: messenger RNA, 3816 nt
Organism: Elgaria multicarinata webbii
Lineage: Eukaryota; Metazoa; Chordata; Lepidosauria; Squamata; Anguidae
Gene: ING5
Product: inhibitor of growth family member 5
Exons: 8
Coding region: 88-810 (240 amino acids)
Biological process (GO): regulation of DNA-templated transcription; positive regulation of apoptotic signaling pathway
Cellular component (GO): nucleus
Molecular function (GO): chromatin binding
Source: RefSeq, a predicted model, not a curated record
GCAAUGUGGGCUCCACCGGCCAUUGCGAAGCCGCCCGGGUGACAGCGCCGAGCGCGGGGCCGAAGGGAGGGCGUUGGCUGGCGCGAGAUGGCGGCGGCGGCCUUGUACCUGGAGCACUACCUGGACAGUAUUGAAAACCUCCCUUAUGAGCUGCAGAGGAAUUUCCAGCUUAUGCGAGAGCUGGAUCAGAGAACAGAAGACAAGAAAGCAGAAAUUGACAGUCUUGCUGCCCAGUACAUUUCCACAGUGAGGAGUCUGUCAUCGGAGCAGCGGGUAGAAAUCCUGCAGAAGAUCCAGAAUGCUUAUGCAAAAUGCAAAGAGUACAGUGAUGAUAAAGUGCAACUGGCUAUGCAGACAUAUGAGAUGGUAGAUAAGCACAUUCGCCGGCUGGAUGCUGACCUGGCACGAUUUGAAGCUGAUCUGAAGGAUAAGCUGGAAGGCAGUGACUUUGAAAACCCUGUGGUACAAAGCCUUAAAAAGGGGCGAAUUCCAAAGGAUAAGAAAACCUCCCGGGGUCGAGGCCGGCGGACAUCUGAGGAAGAUGCUCCAGUAAAAAAGAAACCAAAGCGAAGAUCUGAAUUAGCUGAUACCAUCUUGUCGGUUCAUCCUUCGGAUGUUUUGGACAUGCCUGUGGAUCCCAACGAACCCACAUAUUGCUUGUGCCACCAAGUAUCCUAUGGAGAAAUGAUUGGCUGUGACAACCCUGAUUGUCCCAUUGAAUGGUUUCAUUUUGCUUGUGUGGACCUCACCACCAAACCCAAAGGGAAAUGGUUUUGUCCUCGCUGUGCUCAGGAGAAGAAGAAAAAGUAGAAAUGAUGGGAGUGUAUAGUCUGAAAGAAGUUUAAUAUAUUCAUAUUUGUUGCAAUAUUUUAACCUACUUUGUUUAAUCUGAUAUUCGUCAGAGGCCAGUUGUAGUUCUCCUUAUCACAGAGGGAGCCAUCCUAAUGAGAAAAGGGGGAAGCAGAGAAUGUUCAUUGGUGAUGUUUACCUGGGUUACACUUCCAUGGCACAGUAAUCAAUGUUAUGAAGUACUAAGCGUAGCCCUGCACUGGAAUUUCUGCUCACAUACUGAAGUCUGUGAAAUUGCCUAUGGCCUUGCACAUGAAGAAGAUACCAUUUAUUUGUUAUGAAACGUGUAGUCAUUCUGUUCUGCACAAUAUUUAUGAAGGAUUUUAAAUCUGACUGCACCUUUCUAAAAAUCUUAUAAAUGCUGACAAAGAGGGGGGUGUUCUAUUUUUGAAUGUGCAGUUCUGUUCCUUUGGAAGCAAGUUGCAAAGCAAUGAAUGUUUUCUUGCAAAGGCAGAAAGAAAAGUAAUAUGUAUUAUUUUGAUAAGUUGUGUUCUAUGAGUAAAGUUCAGGAGUUGUACACCUGUACUCAUCGUUUCUGAUUUGUCCACUACUGCCUUUGGGUUUCAUUCUGGUCUCACUGAAAUCAUACAUCCACUCCUGACAUAUAUACUUAACAAAGCCACAUGUUGUCGAGAAGAUGAGUAUGAUAUCAAUGUAGUCUGAUUCACUUAUGGGGAAAAACCCUGUUAGGAUUACUUUUCAUUGGCCAAGCUCUUAGGUGUUGAACAUUAACAAAUAUAUAAUCAGGAAAACUAGCUUUCGGAGAACAACAGUUUUUUAAAAAGGAGAGAUUCCUGUGACUGCAUAGCAGCUGAGCUAUUUGGUGUAAUUUAUGGUGUUUGGUAUGAAAUGUCUUUGCUCUGAUUUCUCUGAGAUGCCUUCCAGUAAAAAUGUAAAUCUCAGUAUCUCUAAGAAUCUCAGGUUGGAGUCAGGCAUUAGGUUUUCCCCCAGAAGUUUCACAAUAGAGCCAUCAAUAUCUAUAAUGUGUAUACUCACAUUUGUAGGCUUUGUUGUGUUUUGAAACCUGCAAAUUCUGUUUGACCAGAGAUAAUAGUGGGACAAAAGAUACAACUGUGCACCAUAGAUAAUGAAGGCUAUAAUAUCACCUUCAAUUGUUCAAACUUACAUUUCUAAACUAAAGACUUAAAAAGAGGUCCAUUCAGUGAGAAGAAAUAAAUAAUAUUCUGUACAAAUGGCCAGUUCUCCCAUUUGUCUUAGCUAUGCUUGUAUUGUCAGGUAACGAUGGUGGCUGGUUUGUAGUGAUUUAAAAACAGCCAGACUACAGCAGACACAGCUAUACUAGCUUCUGCAAUAGUGUGGAGUUUAAGAAUUCCCUUAUUACCCACAAAUUACAGUGAUGGGUUAUUCACCCUUUGAACAACUGGCACUACAUAAUGUCUGCAAGAUCACAGUGAAUCUCACUUUCAUUCUGGAAAAUAAAGGGAAGAUUAAUUGCAAGAUAAAAACAUAUGGUCAACCAUUCUAGCUUUACAUUAAGAAAAACUGUAUUACUGAAAGAACUUAGUUUGCUUUUUGUUGGUUAGGAAAGAAUGUAACUUCUAAUUGCUUACUUCACAUCACUCUUUUUUACAUACAACUUUGUAGACAAUAAUGCAAUUCGACAGUAUUCUUUGUAUCACGUCAGGUUUUCUAGAGCUGCAUUUACUUUUUGACGUUCAUGCACAUAUUUGCAUUAUGUUUAUAAGAUGUAGGGAGGGAAAUAUUCUUGGAGUUCUGGUGCCCUGCUGUCAUAACUUGCUCCUAGAAUGUUGCAUACUGCAUAAUGUUCUGCUGUUGUCAAGCUUAAAGAUUUUCAGGAGCAAGUUGUCAUUCUCAAACAGCUAUCUCCUAAAUAUCACAUGCACAAGUAUGGAACAAUGCAAAAAAGGGUAAGGGGAUUAGAUCUUCUAAGUCAUGGGGGAGAGCACUUCCAUCUAAAACUGAAGUUGGGAUGCAGUAAUCUUUUAAUGUAAAGUAAGCCUGCACAAAUUGUCAUCCACCAAUUUGAAUACAUAAUAGUUUGCAUUUGAGUUGGUGGGUCACAGGUUUUCCAGCCUGCAUUAAAGUUUUAGUAGUAGAUCUGCUUUUCCAUAGAGAAUAAACCUUGUCAGAAUUCAAGAAUUGGUAGUUCAGCAAUUAAUGAGUACCUGUUACUGUGGACCAUAAGGCAAGGUGGCAUUAAUUUCUACUAUAAUAGCAAUGUCAAGAUCUAUUUUCCCUUCCUUCCAAAUAUGUUAUAUCUUAGAUAACAAAGGAAUAAUGCUAUAGGUUGACAUAAAUCUUGGAAGCACUUGAGAUGUUUCUGGAUAGGCAAUUAAUGCUGCUAUGUAGCUAUUGAAGCAAAGUAGGCUGUUACUUUACCAUAAAUUAAAUCCUGUAAUCAGUCCCAAGAAAAUAGAUAUUUUUUUCUUAGGGAGUUCUAGAACAGUAGUGAAUAUACAUAUGUAUAUGUUUUUCACAACCCAGUUUCAGGAAUAUAGUCUUGGACUGAGCAAUAAAAAGUGUCCAUGUGAAAAGUUCCGUCUUAAAGAGAAGCUCAAUGCUGAUUGUCAAUUAGUUUGUUCAAGGUUUUUAAAUCCGUAUUGAUUAUGAACAUCAGUCAUCUUGAUACUGAUCUGUGGAGAAUGUAUUCGCUUGAAUUUUCAAUGUAUCCUGUUUCACAAUUGUUACUUUUCACUGUCAGAAUUUGGAGCACAGGAAAAUUUGAAGAUAAUUGCCCCACCUCUUCCUUCACCACUGAUAACCUACACAUUUUACGUUAAUCACCUUUAUUCCCCAUAAUUUCUCAUAAGUGAGCAAAUGUCACACCUAAAUUUUCUUGGCAAGGAAUUAGAUUUGUUUCCUUUGUAAAUGGAAGAGAAUAUUAGAAAUCUUUUUAUUAAAAUGUGAAAAUGUAUAUCUGUAUUUUUGAUCAUGUUAUAGAUAUAAUAGGUAUAUUGUUAUAAAUAAAGUAUUUUUGGGAACAAA